Messenger RNA from Caenorhabditis remanei, 2181 nucleotides. RefSeq lists its product as uncharacterized. The transcript has 12 exons. Lineage: Eukaryota; Metazoa; Nematoda; Chromadorea; Rhabditida; Rhabditidae. The record is from RefSeq and is a predicted model, not a curated record. Gene Ontology annotation, molecular function: 3',5'-cyclic-nucleotide phosphodiesterase activity. Bases 1 to 2181 code for a protein of 726 amino acids. Gene Ontology annotation, biological process: positive regulation of ERK1 and ERK2 cascade; signal transduction.
AUGAGAUGGUGCUGCGGUGGGUCGUAUUCUGAAAAUGGUGGUGGUGGAAGUGGAUCCUCAUCGAGAACACCCCAUCAACAACCGACACCUCUUCUGACGGUGGCAACUGGAUCAGCAACAUCAAAUACCCACGAUACAUUCGGACCAAUGCAGGUGAAGAUGCACAAAACGCCAGUUGGAAUGCAUGAGAAUCAGUAUUUCAUUGGGAAUCAGAAGAGCUUCGAGGCAGUGAUCGUGACAGAAGGUACCGGUGAAAGUGUGCUGCUCGACUCGCUGAGGGCGUCGGGAUGGAAUUGUACAAUAUCGUUUCCAACUCAGGCAACAUCAGACGUCGAGUCAAUAUGCCCUCUAGCUGUAUUUAUCGAUCUUCGGGUGCCGCAUCCUUCUCAAAUUGCUAAGGAUGUCUCAUCGGUGAGCACGGAGGAAGUGUUGAUUGUGUCAAUUGCGGAAAAGCACAUCAGCGAAAAACGACGGGGAGCUCUCGGUCAAUCCAACAUCAUCCAUCAUGUGACGUGGAAUACGCGUGACGUGACACUCUUCGAUUACGUCGGUCGACUGGCCAAUCGGAUUCGUGCUCUUCCCGCCCUUUUCGCUGUAUUAGAUGAGACGGAUCAAGCUGUUGAAGUGUGUGACGAGCAACGAGUAGUCCAAUACGUCAAUCGAGCAUACGAGAACGUAACCGGGUGUAUACGAUCUGAAGUAAUUGGGCAACCGGAAUCCGAAAUGAGGAGGAAGUCAUUACCAAGAGCACGUGGAGAAGAAGAAAGAAGGAGGAGUUCCGAUUGGAAGUUUAUACGGGUACCUUUUGCGAACAAUAGUCAGUUCGUGUAUAUGAAACGCUCAAACACAACCGGUGAAGCGGCAAUUUUCCGCGAUGUCUCACUAAAAAGUCUGAAAUCCCAAACGGGCGGUAUCGAAGCUCCAAUCUCUGAAGUGCUCACAAUGCUCCGUGACGUCUCCUCACGGGUAGAUGGAGAACCAGCUCAAACGAUAAAAGAUGCUAUGAAAGUGUUAUCUUCUCAUGAAUUGUAUGCUCCGUCUAUCAAUCGAUUCCGUGAUGCUGAUCGAAUUGCCACACAGUAUUAUGAUGGUUUAAUACGACUGCAUCAUCCAGCAAGGCAGAGAAAGAGAAGUGUCGUGGAUGCUCAUCGAGAAAAACGGGGAUCACAUGGAGAACGACGAAGGGUAUCUGCCGAUGUGAAGAAUGCUUUGGAGAAUGACAAUUGCUGGAAAUUCGACAUACUUCAUCUUGAGAAAGUCUCGGAUCAUCACGCCCUAUCACAGGUUGGCAUGAAAGUGUUUGAACGAUGGAAGGUCUGCGAUGUUCUUGGAUGUUCAGAUGAGCUUCUGAAUCGCUGGAUUCUCUCAAUUGAAGCACAUUAUCAUGCUGGAAACACGUAUCAUAAUGCUACUCAUGCAGCAGAUGUCCUUCAAGCAACUUCAUUUUUCCUUGAUUCUCCAAGUGUUGCAAUUCUUGUGAAUGAAUCUCAUGCAGUGGCUGCAUUACUUGCUGCAGCUGUGCAUGAUUUGGAUCAUCCAGGAAGAGGAAAUGCUUAUUUGAUCAACACUCGACAGUCACUUGCUAUUCUUUAUAAUGACAAUUCGAUUCUGGAGAAUCAUCACAUUGCAUUGGCAUUCCAACUAACAUUACAACACAAUGCGAAUGUGAAUAUUUUCUCGAAUUUAUCAAGAGAGGAGUUCAUUCAAAUGAGGCAUGCGAUGGUUGAGAUGGUUCUGGCAACUGAUAUUUCAAGACACUUCGAAUAUCUUGCCAAGUUUAAUAAAAUGCAUGUGACGGAUGUAGCUGAAGAACAACGGGAUACAAACUCUUUGACAAUCUGUGAUAUGCUGGUGAAAUGCGCUGAUAUUUCGAAUCCUGCCAGAGAGUGGGGAUUAUGUCAGAGAUGGGCGCACCGGAUUGUUGAGGAGUAUUUUGAACAGACUCGAGAAGAAAAAGAGAAGGGAUUGCCUGUAACUAUGGAAGUAUUCGAUCGAAAUACAUGUAACGUGCCGAUAACUCAAUGCGGUUUUAUUGAUAUGUUCGCUCGUGAAGCUUUUGCCACCUUCACUGAGUUUGCUAAACUCGGUGAGCUCUCCGAUCAACUUGAGUCAAAUUAUGAGAAAUGGAAGUUAAUGACUUCCCAAUGGACACCAUCACACAAUACGAACUUAGUUCUUUAG